UUAUGCAUUGUUAUGAUGAACGAAGAAUGGCGGACGUUGUCAUAGUGCGAUACUUGUUCAUAUUUUUACUUUUAAAUGUUUGUCAUGCUGGAAUCCCAGGCCUGGACAACCUGGAGCAAGAUGGAGCAACAAUCGUACAAUCUGACAACCAUCUUAAAGAUGACUUGCUAUCCAUUGACAAAAAGAUGAUGGUUCAUCAACCAAGGUAUAAAUGCCAUCAAUGUGAAUCACCAGAUUGUUAUGAUGGAGAUGGUGAUCAAGGUGAUGAGAUACAAGUGUGUGAAGAGGCAUUAUAUUGCUUCAAGUCAACAGUUCGAGCGUCAGAUGGAGCCCUACGACACUCCCGAGGAUGCUCGUCUAAACGCGACCACUAUCAGUUCACGUGUAGGACCACACAGACCUCACAGAGGCCCCGUAAGCGGCAUGCAGGCCAGCUGAACAUCACAUGCUGCCAGGGCGACCUCUGCAACGCAGGCCACUUUCCAUCACUAACCCCCGAGCCUGCCGUGGCGCCCCUCACUACCGGCGUGUGGAAGCUAUGGCUCAGUAUCACGCUGGCUGCAGUACUGGUAGCUGCAGGGGCGGGUGCAGCAGUACUGGCGUUGAGGCGCAGCCAUAGGCUUAGAGUUUCAAGAGCAGCUCAAAAACUAGGAGUGGAUUCAAAUUAUUUCACGUCCAACAUGUACAGUCCUCCGGUCACCAGCACCUACUAUGAAGGUGUAGAAGGCUCACAGAACGGCCCAAGUCUGCAUGCAGUGGCCGCUGGUGACUCAACGCUCAGAGAAUAUCUUGAAUGUUCUGUGACCAGCGGGUCAGGGUCCGGCCUACCACUGAUGGUUCAGCGGACCUUGGCUAAGCAAGUGUCAUUGAUUGAAAGAAUUGGGAAGGGUCGUUACGGUGAAGUCUGGCGUGGUUCGUGGUAUGCGGACAGUGUAGCUGUGAAGAUAUUCUUCUCAAGAGACGAGGCUAGUUGGAGACGGGAGACGGAGAUAUACAGCACAGUUUUGCUGAGGCAUGACAACAUCCUCGCUUAUAUUGGCAGCGACAUGACAAGUAGGAACAGUUGUACACAGCUAUGGCUAAUCACACACUUCCACCCCCUGGGUUCUUUAUAUGAACAUCUCAGCAGGACGACACUGACGAGGCACCAGAUGAUGCUGAUUUGUUUGUCUAUAGUCAACGGACUGCUGCAUCUACACACGGACAUACAUGGGACACAGGGUAAGCCGGCAAUAGCUCACCGGGACAUAAAGUCGAAGAACAUCCUUGUGAAAGUGAACGGCGAGUGCUGCAUCGCGGACCUGGGGCUGGCGGUGACGCGGCGCCACGUGGCGGCCGGCGCGCUGCGGGACGCGCGCCAGGGGACCAAGCGGUACAUGAGCCCCGAGGUGCUGGACCAGAGCAUGAACCUACAAUGUUUCGAGUCGUACCGUCGCUGCGACAUCUACGCCUUGGCAUUGGUCUUCUGGGAGACGUGUCGCCGUGUCAGACCGGCGCGAGAGCAUCGCCCACCAUUCUCGGAGCUGGCACCUGCCGACCCAAGCUUCGACGACAUGCGGAAGAUUGUCUGCAUUGACAAUGCAAGACCCGAGCCGCCACUAGACCCAACGGAUCCGCAUCCGACAAUGGUUGGCAUGGCGAACUUAAUGCGAGAGUGCUGGCAUCAGAACCCAUCAGUGCGGUUACCGGCUCUUAGAAUAAAGAAGACACUUCUCAAACUAGCUGCCAACGAUAACUCAAUCAGGCUCAGUGAAGACAAUGAAGUUUAUGUGUAAAUAAAUGUUAAUGAAAUAUGGAGCAGCCUGACUGGGCAA
This is a messenger RNA of Melitaea cinxia (Glanville fritillary), 1814 nucleotides long. It is a transcript of the gene sax, whose product is annotated as activin receptor type-1. Gene Ontology annotation, molecular function: SMAD binding; ATP binding; transforming growth factor beta receptor activity, type I. Gene Ontology annotation, cellular component: BMP receptor complex; plasma membrane. NCBI's taxonomy places the organism in Eukaryota, Metazoa, Arthropoda, Insecta, Lepidoptera, Nymphalidae. The transcript has 11 exons. Gene Ontology annotation, biological process: cellular response to growth factor stimulus; dorsal/ventral pattern formation; protein phosphorylation. The record is from RefSeq and is a predicted model, not a curated record. Bases 3 to 1775 code for a protein of 590 amino acids.